Messenger RNA from Alternaria arbusti, 1311 nucleotides. RefSeq lists its product as uncharacterized. The transcript has 3 exons. The record is from RefSeq and is a predicted model, not a curated record. NCBI's taxonomy places the organism in Eukaryota, Fungi, Ascomycota, Dothideomycetes, Pleosporales, Pleosporaceae. Bases 1 to 1311 code for a protein of 436 amino acids.
AUGGCAUCCAAGAAAUACGCCUUCUGGAACGGUUUCCCGUUCAUGACCGCUCCACGAACAAACUACUACUCCGCGCAGUUACAGUCGUCUCUGUUCCGUCUGCCACGCGAAGUUCGAGAUGUCAUCUACGCAUACUAUGUUACUGGAGACGAUGGUUACCAUUACGACAGUGGAACUGGCAAGAUGUUCUAUACAACUGAGCCAAGGCAAACAGUGUUUGAUCUGCUACAACACGAGGACUUCCUUGAUCUCUAUACUCGCUAUCCAUCGGUCAAAGCUUGGUUCAGAGAGCCUUUGCAACAGUCAGUGGCAGAGCAGGCCGACCUUCUGUUAGCUUCUGAAGGUCCUGGCGACGAAGGCGAAUUAGCUGCUGGCGCAUUCGACAAGGCUCUUCAAUACGCACUACUGUGUGCAAGAAAGCGUAACGGUCCGGAGUUUGCGAGGCUUGCUGGCGAGACAUUUGGUGUGAGACUGUGUCCCAUCGAUAGGCUCCCGGGUGAAUCGCAAAUGAAUAAGUUCGUCGAAGGCGCAUUGCACGAUGUGUAUUCUUGGGAGCCCGACCCAUGGGCAAUGCCGGACGACGACGAGCUGGCAAAGCUCGAAAACCUGGUCUGCUUUCCCAGCGACACCGACACCGAUCUUCCCAUGACCGACGAGGGCAUCUUCUACUUUCCGGAAAGGCGCAUCGACCUGUUCAACAACUUACUCCCGGAAGGCUUCAUAUGGUUCGAUACAUUCGAUCCCAAUGUCGAAUUCGACUGGCUGAGACCUACGGAAUGUUUUUGGGUACUGAUUCCUUGGAUCGAAGAGGCGUAUAACCUUUUGUCAUGCGGGAUGCCACUCCAUUCCUUCAGCUUAGUCAUCGAUGGCUCGACCAGAGAGAUCUCCGAGAUCUGGAAACUGAUCAAGUACGCUGCGGCUACGCAGGAGGCGCGACUCGAGCAAUAUCGGCUUCUGAAAGAGGACCCACCUCCUAGGUCACAUACGCUGGAUUACUAUUUCUGGUUGGCUCUCCCCACCAACUUUGCAAAGAUGAUCCGCGAGAUAAUAGAAGGCUCGUCAGUCGUCAAGUUUGAAGGGGACGUAGGUGAGCCUUGGGAUUCAGAUGCGUUUUUGUUCGAACGCAAAGAUUGGAGCGACGAGCAGUGGGACCAAGAUUGGAUCGAUAAUAUCGUUUGCUACGGGAUUUCCUCGAAUCGAUUCCGGCAGGCGGCAAACAGGUAUGCUAUCAAGCCAUAUGCGCUAAGGACGACACGUCGUUUCGUCAGACACGGAGAAGGCGACCCGAACGAUACACAAUCAGGUGUGUGA